Dryobates pubescens (Downy woodpecker) is the source of this 6559-nucleotide messenger RNA. RefSeq names its product ADP ribosylation factor guanine nucleotide exchange factor 2 (gene ARFGEF2). Gene Ontology annotation, molecular function: guanyl-nucleotide exchange factor activity. Gene Ontology annotation, biological process: regulation of ARF protein signal transduction. The transcript is spliced from 39 exons. The record is from RefSeq and is a predicted model, not a curated record. The coding region runs from base 151 to 5535 and encodes 1794 amino acids. NCBI's taxonomy places the organism in Eukaryota, Metazoa, Chordata, Aves, Piciformes, Picidae.
GCCAAUAUGGCGGCGCCGUGGCGGUGGCGCGGUGGCGGCCGCUGAGGGUAGGCGCGUCUCUUCCGCAUGGUGGAGGUGCGGUGACGGCCGCGGGCUCUGAGCGCCGGCCCCGGCGAUCCCUUCCCUGCCCCUCGGCGGGGCCGUCCCGCCAUGCAGCCCCCGGCCCGCGAGCAGGACGCCCGCACCAAGAGCAUGUUUGUGUCACGGGCCCUGGAGAAGAUCCUAGCCGAGAAAGAGGCGAAGCGGCCCCCGCACGGACAGCUGCGGAGAGCCUGCCAGGUGGCGCUGGAUGAAAUCAAAACAGAGCUGGAAAAGCAAAGAGAAGGCACUGCAGCUCCACCAAAAGCAAACUUCAUUGAAGCAGACAAAUAUUUCCUUCCAUUUGAGCUGGCCUGCCAGUCAAAGUCUCCACGCAUUGUCAGUACCUCACUGGACUGUUUACAGAAACUCAUUGCAUAUGGACAUAUCACUGGCAAUGCUCCAGACAGUGGAGCUCCUGGAAAACGAUUGAUUGACCGAAUCGUUGAAACCAUUUGCAAUUGUUUCCAGGGUCCUCAAACAGAUGAAGGAGUACAAUUGCAGAUAAUUAAGGCUCUUCUUACUGCAGUCACCUCUCCAUAUAUAGAAAUCCACGAAGGAACAAUUCUCCAGACCGUUAGGACCUGUUACAACAUCUAUCUGGCCAGUAAAAAUCUUAUCAAUCAGACAACUGCCAAAGCUACCCUGACGCAGAUGCUGAAUGUCAUUUUCACACGGAUGGAGAAUCAAGCUAUACAAGAAUCCAGAGAAGUAGAAAAAACUCAUCAGCAAAAAUCCCAGUCUCCUGCAAUUCAGGUGGUGCCCAAGUCUCCAAAGCUUGGGCAGUUCAAGCACAGCUAUCAGGAGGGUAAAGCCGCUGCUCCUGCAAGUGUAGAAUUGACAAACGGGGAGCCUGAGAGGGCAGAAAAUGGAGAAGUGAAGUUGGAGCAGGAUCCAACUCGUUCAGCAUCAGAGGAAGCAACUGAUGGAGGAAAAGAAAUGGUUAAAGGCAUCUUGGAAGAUGUGGUUGAGUCAGCUGUGAAAGUGGCUGAAGAAAAGCAAGUAACAGAAACAGUUAAGGCUCUCCCUGCAUCAGACGCUGCAGAUCUGGCUCUUUCUAGCUCUAGUAAUGAAAAUGUACAAACAAAUGGGAUUCCAGAUGAUGGGCAAUCUGUUUCCUCCACUGAUAAUCUGGAAACAGAUGUAUCUGGGCAUCAAGCUGCUGCCAAAUUUUCCCAUGUUCUACAAAAGGAUGCCUUCCUUGUGUUCAGGUCAUUGUGCAAGCUCUCAAUGAAGCCACUUGGUGAUGGACCACCUGACCCCAAAUCCCAUGAACUGCGUUCUAAAGUAGUCUCUCUCCAGCUGCUUCUCUCAGUACUGCAGAAUGCUGGUCCAGUUUUCAGGACACACGAAAUGUUCAUCAAUGCAAUCAAGCAAUACCUUUGUGUAGCAUUAUCUAAAAAUGGAGUCUCUUCUGUUCCUGAUGUAUUUGAGCUCUCUCUUGCCAUCUUUCUCACGCUGCUUUCCAAUUUUAAGACCCAUUUGAAGAUGCAGAUUGAGGUGUUCUUCAAAGAGAUCUUCCUGAAUAUCCUAGAGACUUCUUCGAGCUCCUUUGAGCACAAAUGGAUGGUGAUUCAGACUUUAACUAGAAUUUGUGCAGAUGCCCAGUGUGUAGUGGAUAUUUAUGUUAACUAUGACUGUGAUUUAAAUGCUGCUAAUAUCUUUGAACGCCUUGUAAAUGAUCUGUCCAAAAUCGCACAGGGACGGAGUGGGCAUGAGUUAGGAAUGACUCCUUUGCAGGAACUAAGCCUGAGGAAAAAAGGACUUGAAUGUUUAGUUUCUAUUUUAAAAUGUAUGGUAGAGUGGAGCAAAGACCUUUAUGUGAACCCAAAUCAUCAGGCUAGCUUGGGUUCAUAUAAACCAUCUGAACAGGAAAUGGCCGAAGGUAAAUGCCUGGACAGUGCAGGGAGACGGAGUAGUGUCAGCUCCUUGGACUCCACUGUAUCUUCAGGAGUUGGAAGUGUUGGUACCCAGACUGCUGUCCAAGAUGAUCCUGAGCAAUUUGAAGUAAUCAAGCAACAAAAGGAAAUAAUUGAACAUGGGAUAGAACUGUUCAAUAAGAAACCAAAGAGAGGGAUACAGUAUCUCCAGGAGCAGGGAAUGCUCGGUGCUACAGCAGAGGACAUUGCACAGUUUUUGCACCAAGAAGAACGCCUCUGUUCUACUCAAGUGGGAGAAUUUCUUGGGGAAAGCAACAAGUUUAACAAGGAAGUGAUGUAUGCCUAUGUAGACCAGCUUGAUUUCUGUGGAAAAGACUUUGUCUCUGCUCUGCGUAUGUUUCUGGAAGGUUUUCGUCUGCCAGGUGAAGCCCAGAAGAUUGAUAGAUUAAUGGAGAAGUUUGCUGCUAGAUAUAUUGAGUGCAACCAACGGCAAACCCUAUUUGCUAGUGCUGACACUGCCUAUGUUUUGGCAUACUCUAUUAUAAUGCUGACUACAGACUUGCACAGUCCACAGGUGAAAAACAAAAUGACAAAGGAGCAAUACAUUAAAAUGAAUCGAGGAAUCAAUGACAGUAAAGACCUGCCAGUAGAGUAUUUAUCCACAAUCUAUGAAGAAAUAGAAGGAAAGAAAAUUGCAAUGAAAGAGACAAAAGAAUAUGCAAUUGCGACCAAGUGUAGUAAACCAAGUGUAGCUAAUGAGAAGCAGCGGAGGUUGUUGUACAACUUGGAGAUGGAGCAGAUGGCUAAAACAGCUAAAGCUCUCAUGGAGGCUGUAAGCCACGCUAAGGCACCUUUUACUAGUGCCACUCAUCUGGAUCAUGUCAGACCCAUGUUCAAACUUGUCUGGACUCCACUGCUGGCAGCUUACAGCGUGGGCUUACAGAACUGUGAUGACACAGAAGUUGCAUCCCUUUGCCUGGAAGGAAUACGCUGCGCAAUUAGAAUAGCCUGUAUCUUUGGAAUGCAGCUUGAACGAGAUGCUUAUGUACAGGCCCUUGCUCGGUUUUCCUUGUUGACUGCCAGUUCCAGUAUUACAGAAAUGAAACAGAAGAACAUAGAUACCAUUAAGACACUUAUUACAGUUGCUCACACAGAUGGCAACUAUCUUGGGAACUCUUGGCAUGAGAUCUUGAAAUGUAUCAGCCAGCUGGAACUAGCACAACUUAUAGGAACUGGAGUGAAAACUCGCUAUUUAUCUGGCUCUGGGCGUGAAAGGGAAGGAAUCAUUAAAGGCUAUGCGUCUGGAGGAGAAGAAUUCAUGGGCCUGGGAUUAGGUAACCUUGUUGGCAGUGGAGCUGAUAAAAGGCAUAUGGCAAGCAUUCAAGAGUCUGUGGGAGAGACCAGUUCACAGAGUGUAGUGGUGGCAGUGGACAGGAUAUUUACAGGAUCAACUAGGCUGGAUGGAAAUGCAAUAGUUGACUUUGUCCGCUGGCUGUGUGCCGUCUCCAUGGACGAGCUGGCUUCUCCGCACCAUCCACGCAUGUUCAGCCUGCAGAAGAUAGUGGAGAUCUCGUAUUACAACAUGAAUCGUAUCAGGCUGCAGUGGUCAAGGAUUUGGCACGUGAUUGGAGAUCACUUCAACAAGGUUGGAUGUAACCCCAAUGAAGAUGUUGCCAUCUUUGCAGUAGACUCAUUGAGGCAGCUGUCAAUGAAAUUUCUUGAGAAGGGAGAGCUGGCCAACUUCCGCUUCCAGAAAGAUUUCCUGAGGCCUUUUGAGCAUAUUAUGAAGAAAAACAGAUCUCCAACGAUUCGGGACAUGGCCAUACGCUGUAUUGCUCAGAUGGUCAACUCUCAGGCUGCUAAUAUUCGUUCAGGCUGGAAGAACAUCUUUGCAGUCUUUCAUCAAGCAGCAUCAGACCAUGAUGGGAAUAUUGUGGAGCUGGCCUUUCAAACUACGGCACACAUAGUUACAAAUAUUUUUCAACAGCACUUUCCAGCAGCAAUUGACUCAUUUCAGGAUGCAGUCAAAUGUCUUUCUGAGUUUGCCUGCAAUGUUGCAUUCCCAGACACCAGCAUGGAAGCUAUUAGGCUAAUUCGGUAUUGUGCAAAAUACGUUUCAGAAAGACCACAGGUAUUAAGAGAAUACACAAGUGAUGACAUGAAUGUCGCUCCUGGGGACAGAGUAUGGGUCAGAGGAUGGUUUCCCAUUCUGUUUGAACUUUCCUGUAUCAUCAAUCGUUGCAAAUUAGAUGUUCGAACAAGAGGCUUAACAGUGAUGUUUGAAAUAAUGAAGAGUUAUGGCCAUACCUUUGAAAAGCACUGGUGGCAGGAUCUGUUCAGAAUUGUGUUUCGGAUAUUUGAUAAUAUGAAACUCCCCGAACAACAAACAGAGAAAUCUGAAUGGAUGACCACUACAUGCAACCAUGCACUUUAUGCAAUCUGUGAUGUAUUUACACAGUUUUAUGAAGCUUUAAAUGAGAUCCUUCUUCCUGACAUACUUGCACAGUUACACUGGUGUGUAAAACAAGAUAAUGAGCAGCUGGCUCGAUCAGGUACAAACUGCCUGGAAAACCUGGUAAUACUAAAUGGGCAGAAAUUCAGCACUGAAGUCUGGGCUCAGACGUGCAAUUGUAUGCUGGAAAUCUUCAAAACUACCAUUCCACAUGUCUUGCUGACAUGGAGGCCUGCAGGAGUAGAGGAAGACUCAUCUGAAAAACAUUUGGAUUUAGACCUGGAUCGCCAGUCCUUAAGCAGCAUGGAUAAAAACGCUUCAGAAAGAGGACAAAGUCAAUUUUCAAAUCCAACAGAUGAGAGCUGGAAAGGUGGUCCAUAUACAAACCAGAAACUGUUUGCUGGCCUCCUUAUAAAGUGUGUGGUGCAGCUGGAAUUGAUACAGACCAUUGAUAAUAUAGUGUUCUAUCCAGCAACAAGCAAGAAGGAAGAUGCUGAGCACAUGGCUGCAGCGCAGCGAGAUGCAUUGGAUGCAGAUAUCCACAUUGACACAGAAGACCAGGGAAUGUAUAAAUACAUGUCUUCACAUCACCUCUUUAAGUUAUUAGAUUGCCUGCAAGAGUCUCAUUCAUUUUCAAAAGCCUUUAAUUCAAAUUAUGAACAGAGAACUGUGUUAUGGAGAGCAGGGUUCAAGGGUAAAUCAAAACCCAAUCUCUUAAAACAAGAGACCAGCAGCUUGGCUUGUUGCUUGAGGAUACUCUUCAGAAUGUAUGUGGAUGAAAACCGCCGAGACUCCUGGGAUGCUAUACAGCAGCGGCUGCUUAGUGUAUGCAGUGAAGCCCUGGCAUAUUUUAUUACUGUGAACUCAGAAAGCCACAGGGAAGCUUGGACCAAUCUCUUGCUGUUGCUUUUAACGAAAACACUAAAACUCAGUGAUGAAAAGUUUAGAGCACAUGCUUCAACAUAUUAUCCAUACUUGUGUGAAAUCAUGCAGUUUGACCUGAUUCCUGAGCUCCGAGCUGUGCUGCGGAAGUUCUUCCUUCGUAUAGGUGUUGUGUUCAAAAUCUGCGUAACAGAGGAGCAGAUACGGACAACUGGGAUAACCUUACCUUCAUGGCAGCCCUGAGUAGGGUUGGUUACUGCAGCUUGUACAUAAAGCUGUGCUCCACAGGUGAAUUAAAAUGGAUGGGAAAGCAUGGGAGCCAGGUGUAACAACACAGCAGCAAGUUACUCUUGCCAUAGUGGCAUCUGGGAGGGAGGGAAAAACCAUCCUGUUCUGUCAAUCCUACACAAGUAUCAGCAGGUUUAUUUAAAUUACUGCUUACAGAGCUAAUACAGUAGGUGUAACAGUCUCAUUGUUUCAAUGCUAGUCAUCUUUAUGAUCAAGUCUGUCUCUUCUGGUCUCUUACCACUGCUCAGUCUUGCAUCCCAGCUGAAGCUGAUCAAUCAGCUGGAUUCCUCAAUAGGAAUUAUGCCCUCUGGAAAUGAAUCUACUUGUAUAGCCUUGUGAUGUUAGGACAUGUGUUCAUAAUAAACUACACUGCAGUGGCUAAUGGGCACUGAAGAUCAUUCUGGGUUUUUAUUUGUGUGUACAUGACUAGACCAGGCAGUGUGUUAUGGUUUUUGACGUGGACAGACAGCCUGUAGGGUAUUUGGGUAAAGGGUUUUCCUCCUGUUUAGCAACUCAUUUUAAAAGCGUUUUAAUAUCUUCUAUCUUCUGUGACCUGUUUUAUGUAAGGUUUUACAUCAGGAGCACACCGUAGCAGCUGUUCUAUGUAGCUUAACAGUCUUGAGUUGAACAUUUGGGAAAAAACCAACCCAAACCAACACAUCAAAGACUUAACCUUUCCAGUUAGUUUCAUACAUUGCCAGAUCACAGACAGAGCAUAUACAGGAAUACUGAAAACAAGGGUCAGAACAAACCAACCCACCCUUUUUGCCCUUGGGUACUAUGUAUUUAGUAGUAAUUGUGUCUGUUUGGUAAAAAGUCCUGUCCUUAAUACAUGUGAACUUCUGUCUUGCUACAGAUCUGCAACUUCUGAUUUAUCUUUUUGUGCAAAAACCUUUUCUUUUCCAUUAUUAAUUCCUGUUGUGAUCUAAAAUUUAAACUUGAAAUAAAUCCCUCAAAACUGCUCUAACAAAAUCUAAAU